AUGGAGGAGAAUACACCACAGUAUCACUCUCGCAUACAAGAAGUUGAAGAUGAGUAUAAUUGUUUUAUCCAUGAUUUCUAUGAAGUCUCUCAAGUUCCACCUAUGGGUGAUAUCAUCCAGUAUUUGUCCCUGUCUUCCAGACUCUUCCCACCCAAUGCUAUUCCUUUAAGUUCUAUCCAAGGCACCAAGUUUCAGAUGCUGUCAGGAUUCCAUUCUGAUCCUGACUUCCCUGGGAGGAAAGAUCCUCAAUGUCAGGAAUUUGUGAAAGGAAUCAUAGUAAGUCCUUUAUUUAAGAUCUUUAUGAUAACUGGCAUCACAUGUGAUGCCAGCCUUCUAGUCUUGUGGACCAACUAUGAAGCAAAAUAUCAUUUAUUCAGAUUAUAUGAGGUUUCACAGAUCUUCAUUAUAGCUGUCUAUGGUGUUGAGUUGUUCCUCAAACUCUAUGUGGACCCUGUUGGUUACUGGGCGAAUGGAUACAACCUGCUAGAUAUAUGCAUUAUGUUCAUUAUUUCCAUUCCCUAUACUAUGAUCAAUUUCAAAGGCCUGCACUAUCCCUACCUCAAAGUUGGCAAUGGCUUGCAGUCUCUGCGUGUUCUCAAGCUUAUCACCUAUAGCCAGGACAUUAGAACUCUUCUUUCUCCCAGGCUGCACAGUGAACAAUUUUUUAUCAGUCCCUUUAAUUAUACUGUCAAGAGUAUCUUGAAAAAUGCUGAUUAUGAAAGUUUCAGUGAUUUGGUGAAAAACUUCAAGCAGACCCUUCAGCAUGAUGAUCCAAUGGUCUUAGAUGACUUUGGCACUAGUAUGCCCUUCAUCGAUGUCUACCUGACCACUCUGGACAACCAGGAUACUACGAUCUACACACUCCAAGAGUUGUACUGUGAGAUCUUGCAUAUGCUCAGCCUCAUGCUGGAAGAAUGGAAUGAGAAUCAGGAGCCUCAGCCUGAGAAUCAGCAGCCCCAGCCUGAGAAUCAGCAGCCCCAGCCUGAGAAUCAGCAGCCGCAGCCUGAGAAUCAGCAGCUGCAGCCCGAGAAUCAGCAGCUCCAGCCUGAGAAUCAGCAGCCCCAGCCUGAGAAUCAGCAGCCCCAGCAUGCUAAGACAGCUUAUGAGUAG
Molecule: messenger RNA, 1110 nt
Organism: Erinaceus europaeus (western European hedgehog)
Lineage: Eukaryota; Metazoa; Chordata; Mammalia; Eulipotyphla; Erinaceidae
Product: cation channel sperm-associated protein 3-like
Exons: 9
Coding region: 1-1110 (369 amino acids)
Biological process (GO): monoatomic ion transport; transmembrane transport
Cellular component (GO): membrane
Molecular function (GO): monoatomic ion channel activity
Source: RefSeq, a predicted model, not a curated record